CAGGACGGCAAUUCUGCAAUGUGGCAGCAGCCGCCGACCACCUGGGACGACUUUAGCCGGUGGGCCGCGCCCGUGCUCAAGGAGACCGCGCCCAUCGAGGAACUCAGCUAUGCCCACUCGCGCUCCAUGACGAUCCUCAAGGCGCUGGAACGCGCCAAGCUUUUGUCCACGCCCGGCGUCCAGCACAAGAAGCACAAAACGACGGUCGCGCCCACCAAGAAGAAGCUCGUGCUGCACAUUGUUGGCGCGGAUCAGCGCGAAGGAACCUCCGUGCCCGCGACGCUCAAGGUGUUUGAGGUGCUGCUCGCUGCCUUUGGAAGCGCGGGCCAGCCCGACCACGGCUACGAAGAACUCGUGCUCGUCCUCAUUGGGCCUAACGUCGAGCAGCGUCUACAUGGCACAGCGUCCACGAGCGCGAUCCCCGGCAGCGACAAGAGCGUCUGCGUCGUGUACGCGUCGGAGCUCUGGUCGGAGCACCUUGCAGGCCCGAUGUAUCUGUCGCCGUCGGCCAUUUUUUGCUUCAACGCUGGCGUGUGGGGCUACGACGAGUGGCUUCCGACGUUUGCGCUCAUGAUGACCGAAGAGCCCAAAACGCCGAUCGUCAUCACGUCGUACAACGCACUCGAGGCGAUCGACGACGCCGACUGCCUCGACGAUUUGGAAAUGGCGUUUGUCUGGCGCUGGCGGCACGAAGUGAACGCAUUCUGGUGCCUCACGCAGCGCGCGACGCAGCACACGCUGCCGGACCGCGUCUUGAACGAAAACCAGUCGUGGCAGUGCAUCGCAGCGACCCCCCACUAACGUGCAUUGGCCUGCGUCGGUCGUUGAUAGGCCAUCAAUAAACGUAUAAACUUUUUCGUGUGUAGCGACGAUAUAUGGCAUGCUUGCAACCCUCGACAUUCGAUACGCCAUAGCGUCAGAC
Molecule: messenger RNA, 922 nt
Organism: Saprolegnia diclina VS20
Lineage: Eukaryota; Oomycota; Saprolegniomycetes; Saprolegniales; Saprolegniaceae
Exons: 1
Coding region: 19-801 (260 amino acids)
Cellular component (GO): extrinsic component of mitochondrial inner membrane
Source: RefSeq, a predicted model, not a curated record